Messenger RNA from Baudoinia panamericana UAMH 10762, 5835 nucleotides. RefSeq lists its product as uncharacterized. The transcript has a single exon. The record is from RefSeq and is a predicted model, not a curated record. Gene Ontology annotation, biological process: regulation of ARF protein signal transduction. Lineage: Eukaryota; Fungi; Ascomycota; Dothideomycetes; Mycosphaerellales; Teratosphaeriaceae. Bases 1 to 5835 code for a protein of 1944 amino acids. Gene Ontology annotation, molecular function: guanyl-nucleotide exchange factor activity.
AUGGUGUCUUCGAGUGUGACGAAGCCCGGGACAUUGAGUUCGUUACCGGACACGCCGACGACAUCUACGCCCCGUCAGCGAACCGAUUCGCAGUCGACUACAGCGACAUUGGCAACAACGACGACCCGAUCCUCCGCAAGGACUACGCGAUCAAGUAUGGUCUUUGUUGUAACGGCAUUGGAGAGCAUAGCAGCGUCGAAAGACGCUCGCAAGCGGAAAGCGCUACUGGACUCGACACAACGAGCGCUGUCUGCGAUUCGCGGCGCGCAAGGCGAUGCAUCCCAGAUUGAUCCAGAGAUCAUGUUUGAACCGCUCAACCUGGCGACAGAUGUGAGUACCGUGUCUGUGGUAGUGACAGCGCUGGACUGCAUUGGAAAGUUGAUUAGCUAUUCGUACUUCUCUGCUCCUCCACCAGGCGCAGAGGGUGUGGAAGGGCAGCGUCAGCGUGCGCCGCUCAUCGAACGAGCAAUAGACACAAUAUGCGAGUGCUUUCAAGGCGAGGCUACGCCGGCCGAGGUACAGAUGCAGAUUAUCAAAAGUCUACUGGCUGCAAUCCUGAACGACAAGAUUGUGGUGCACGGUGCUGGAUUGCUUAAGAGUGUACGGCAGACGUACAAUAUCUUCUUGUUGAGCAAGAGUAGUCCAAACCAGCAAAUUGCGCAAGGCACCUUGACGCAAAUGGUAAACACUGUGUUCGAGCGCGUCAAAGUGCGUUUAGCAUCGAAGGCGGCGAGAUCUGGUUCAUCAAAAACCAGCCUUGUAAACGGUACAGCUGAAGUACAAUCUAACGGCGGCGAUGACACUCCAACGGCGAACGCUGGAAACGAAACUCCGACAAUCCCUGAGCCCGAGAUUCCUGCCGAGAAGGAUAGCCAGCCAAAGAUGACACUUGCAACCUUCGAGAACAACAAGUCCUUCGACGAUGCGCAAAUUACAGACACGGCCCCAACGACUGUUAGUAAGGCGAAGCCAGUUAGCGCUGGAAAGCAGCCAACCCGAACAUCCUCCGGCCACGACAUACCGUCGAUUACCGUACACGGCGAAGGCAGUGAAGUACUCUCCACAGACGAAGAGGAAGAGGACGAGAUCUAUGCGAAGGAUGCAUACCUGGUCUUCCGCGCAAUGUGUAAGCUCGCCACCAAAGCCCUGCGACCAGAAGAUGUUGUCGACGCGAGAUCGCAAGGCAUGCGGAGCAAGUUGUUGAGCUUGCACAUCAUACACACCCUCUUGUUUAAUCAUUCUACCGUCUUCGCAAGCUCACAGUCGACGAUCAAGAACGCUGCACAAAGCGCACCAACGCAGUUCACACACGCGGUGAAGCAGUAUUUACUUCCUGUUCUGGCGCGCAAUGCGUCUUCCGGCACACCGCGAGUGUUUGAGGUGUCCGCUGAGAUCUUCUGGCUCAUGAUGCGCGAGCUGCGUAGCCAUCUAAAAUACGAGAUCGAGGUGUGCUUCCGAGAAAUCUACCUUCCGAUGUUAGAGAAGAAGGUUGCGCCAGGGUGGCAGAAGAGCUAUAUUGUGCACCACUUAUUCGGGAGACUAGCGGCUGAUCCGAAGGCGCUCGUAGAGGUAUAUCUCAACUAUGACUGCGGUCGAGGCAUGGAGAAUAUCUACCAGCGCAUCAUUGACCGUGCAUCGCGCAUUGCCGGAGAGCCUGUUGCCGUUACCGCAACGAUGGAGCGGGCGUACAUUGACAGUGCGGCUAAGCAGCAUGGUGGAAUGCAUGAUUGGAGGGAGAAGGGUACUCUACCUCCCAGCCUAGCCACUGCAAGCAUGGCGGGCGGACAGAAUGCGGGCCUCACGGACUUUGCAGACUUCCCGCAAGAGUAUGCACUGAAAAUGCAAGGCCUGGAGUGCGUGGUCAAGACACUACGAAGUCUAGUGAGUUGGGCCCAACCUGCGCUUGCCGACAAUGCUCUUUCGUCGCUCACAGUGGAUGGCGACGGCAGAGGUUCGAUUGACGAUUUGCGAGACAGCAUCGACACUCGUGGUGGCGAGCCCAAUGGUACACCGAGUAUAGAUGGUGCGCCCUUUGAUUCCACUUCCAUUUCGACACCGCCGAUACUCGCUGAAGAUGACCCUGCGGAACUGGAGAAGGUGAAGCAGCGGAAGACAGCGCUGAACAAUGCAAUCCGCCAGUUCAAUUACAAGCCGAAACGAGGUAUCAAGACUUUGAUCGCGGACGGCUUCAUCUCUUCGAACGAUCCCAAGGACAUUGCACAGUUCAUGUUGAGCAAUGAGCGCAUCAACAAGAAGGCGCUCGGUGAGUUCCUUGGUGAGGGAGAUGAAGAGAAUAUCAAGAUCAUGCACGCUUUCGUUGACGCAAUGGACUUUGCACGUACGCGCUUUGUUGACGCCCUGCGACGGUUUCUGCAGUCCUUUCGUUUGCCUGGCGAAGCGCAGAAGAUCGAUCGCUUGAUGCUGAAGUUCGCGGAACGAUAUACCAGCGGCAAUCCAUCUGCGUUCGCAAACGCUGAUACAGCCUACGUGCUCGCUUACAGUGUGAUUAUGCUGAAUACCGAUCAGCACUCGGCACAAGUGAAGCAGCGAAUGACACCGGAGGACUUUAUCAAGAACAAUCGUGGCAUUAACGACAGUGCAGACCUUCCGGAAGAGUAUCUGCGAAGCAUCUUCGAAGAGAUCGCGCAUAACGAGAUUGUGCUGGACACUGAGCGGGAGGCUGAGGCGAACAGGAGCACUGGACCGCAACCAGCGCCUGGAGGCAUUGUAAGUGCUUUAGCAAACGUUGGACGCGACUAUCAGCGCGAAGCAUAUGCGGCGGCAAGCGACGAGAUGAGCAAUCGCACCGAGCAGCUGUUCAAGAAUCUGUUGCGUGCUCAGAAGCGGGGUGGCGCAGAUGGUGCUACGACUGGUGGUGGUAAGGCAGCAGGCGCAGGUUUCUUGACCGCCAGCUCUUCCAAACAUGUCGGUCCGAUGUUCGAAGUGACAUGGAUGUCAUAUCUGACCGCCCUUUCCGGCUGCGCGCAAGAGACGCAGAACCAAGAAACCAUCGCUCUUUGCAUGGAGGGUGAGAAGCUGGCAAUUCAUAUCGCAUGCUUGUUCGAUCUUGCAGAUCCGCGUACCGCUUUCGUCCAAAGCUUGGCACAAAGUACAAGCCUGUAUAAUCUGCCGGAAAUGAAGGCGCGAAAUGUGGAAGCGCUCAAGGCUCUGCUGGAAGUAGCAUGGGAGGAGAGCAACGUGCUGAAGGAGAGUUGGCGAGAGGUGCUGACAUGUAUAUCGCAAUUGGAUCGCUUCCAGCUGAUCAGCUCCGGUGUGGAAGAGGGUGCAGUGCCGGACAUGCUGAGACAACAAACCGGACCGCAGCAGCAACUUCAAGGCGGGCCAAGGGGAGCACAGCUGCCACGACGGCCAACGCAAAGAGCGCCACAAAGUGGGUCCGUAUAUCAAACCAACAUUGCCGAAGAGGCACGAGACGCAGCGAUGGUACGUGUAGUGGACCGCAUCUUCAUGAACACAGCGAACAUGUCUGGCCAUGCCAUCGUCUACUUCGUCCGUGCGCUUGCGCAAGUCAGCUGGCAGGAGAUUCAGAACUCCGGACAAAGCGAGAAUCCACGAACGUACAGCUUGCAGAAACUUGUAGAAAUUUCGGGCUACAACAUGCUGCGUGUGCGCUUCGAGUGGACCAAGAUAUGGGAGGUGCUCGGCCAACACUUCAUUGAUGUUGGGUGUCACUCAAACACGCAUGUGGUCUACUUUGCGCUCAACAGUCUGCGGCAAUUGAGCAUGCGUUUUCUGGAGAUUGAAGAGCUGCCCGGAUUCAAGUUCCAGAAGGACUUCCUGAAGCCUUUCGAGCUGAUAUUGGCGAAUGCCAGUCAAGUGGCGGUCAAGGAUAUGGUGCUACGGUGCCUUAUCCAGAUGAUUCAAGCUAGAGGCGACAUGAUCAGAAGUGGGUGGCGAACGAUGUUCGGUGUCUUCACCGUUGCGGCAAAGGAGCCAUACGAAAGCAUCGUCAACCUUGCCUUCGACAACGUCACACAGGUGUACAAUGAGCGCUUCGGCGUGGUUGUAAGUCAGGGUGCCUUUGCGGAUCUGAUGGUCUGUCUCACGGAGUUCAGCAAGAAUAUGCGGUUUCAGAAGAAGAGUCUGCAGGCCAUCGAAACGUUACGGAGCUCGGUGCCAAAGCUGCUUCGAACGCCGGAAUGUCCUCUCUCGCAGCACGCGGUUGCCGCGAUUGGACGGAAAAGCAUGGACGAGCCGCAAGCGGAAGGCUUGCCAAAGCAGCCUAGCCGGCAGAGUCAAGAGGAGCAGUUCUGGUUUCCAGUGCUGUUCGCAUUCCAUGAUGUGCUCAUGACUGGCGAAGAUCUAGAGGUCAGAAGCAGGGCACUGAAUUACCUCUUCGAGACACUGACUCGGUACGGCGGUGACUUCCCACAAAACUUCUGGGACACUCUUUGGCGACAGCUGCUGUAUCCCAUCUUCAUGGUACUCAAGGACCGAAAGGCGGUUAAUCACGAGGCAGCAAAUCACGAGGAGCUCUCUGUCUGGCUGUCAACGACGCUCAUACAGGCUUUGCGAAACAUGAUCAGCUUGUUCACGCACUUCUUUGAAGGCUUGGAGUACAUGCUGGACCGGUUCCUCGAUCUGCUGGCCUUAUGCAUCUGCCAAGAAAACGACACACUUGCACGGAUUGGGAGCAAUUGCUUGCAACAGCUGAUCCUGCAAAAUGUGACGAAGUUCAGCCCUGUUCAUUGGGAGAAGAUCGUUGGUGCGUUCGUCGACCUAUUCGCACGAACCGAAGCGAGGGAGCUAUUCUCAGCUGCUACUGCCGGUAGCGGGUAUCGAAGGGAGAGCGAGGCGGCAAAUGGCCAUGUGCCGGACCCAACCGUGUCUAAGUCACCAAAUGUGCUGACAGGAGCUUCAGCCGGUGACGAUGUUAAUGGCGGCAUGCCAGCCAGUAAUGCUUUGCGCAUCAACGGACUUGGCGAGGAAACGCCGACGUUGAACGGUGAUGGCAGACCAGAUGUCCUGUCUGCACGAUCUUUGUCACUCUCGGAUCAGGAUCGGGAGGUGUCGCCCGUGCCAUCGAAGCAGUCCGAGCUAGAGGACUUCGCCACACCAACAUCAAGCAAGCAACAAGCGCCGGUAGUCGUGACGGCUGCACGGAGACGCUACUUCAAUCAAAUCAUCACGAAAUGCGUCUUGCAGCUACUGAUGAUUGAGACGGUAUCAGAACUAUUCAACAACGAUGCCGUCUACGCCUCGAUACCUUCUCACCUGUUGCUCCGACUUAUGGCGCUGCUGAAGAAGAGUUACCACUUCGCCAAGCGGUUCAAUGAAGACCGCGAGCUGCGCACACGUCUUUUCAGGGAAGGCUUCAUGAAGCAGCCACCCAACCUCCUCAAACAGGAAAGCGGCAGCGCUAGUGUAUACGUAGGCAUCCUGCUACGAAUGUACAGAGAUGACACCGACGAGCGAGCAGCUAGUCGGCCGGAGACUGAAGCUGCUCUGAUACCACUCUGCAGCGACAUCAUUGCAUCAUACAUCCAAAUGGACGAGGAGACACAACAGCGGAAUAUUGUCACGUGGCGGCCCGUGGUUGUUGAUGUCCUCGACGGCUACAUCGGCUUUGGCGAGGAUGAAUUCGCAAAGAACGUGCCGGUCUUCGCGCCGCUGGCUGUUGGCUUGAUGGGCCGGGACAUGGGUCCUGAGUUACAACGUGCUGUGCAAACAUUAUGGCGUAGGAUUUGUGAGGUGCAGCUUGGCAUAAGCGCUGAGAAGAUAAAGGAGGUCAUGCCUCCUCCAAGAAGCGUAGAGGCGCCUAUGAGUCCUCACGCCACUGUCGUCGGAUCGCGAAAGAGUAGUAAAGGAAGGUAA